Populus nigra (black poplar) is the source of this 1759-nucleotide messenger RNA. RefSeq lists its product as uncharacterized. Lineage: Eukaryota; Viridiplantae; Streptophyta; Magnoliopsida; Malpighiales; Salicaceae. Bases 1091 to 1435 code for a protein of 114 amino acids. The transcript is spliced from 2 exons. The record is from RefSeq and is a predicted model, not a curated record.
AGCCUGAAAGAUAUGUGGCCAUGAAAUAGGGAUUAAGUGGAACAGAAUUGACUGGGUGGUAGAGUCGUGGAAACACCUCCUUCUUCCAUAUUUUGGACACGGAACAAUAUGUUACUGCUGAAACAUGGAAGAAUUGAAAUCUUAGAUCCAUGAUCUCUGGGACAACUCUUUUUGGAUUUCCAUAAUGUAUAUUUGCUUUUUGAAGGGAGAGGUUAGUUAAUUAAUGAAUCAAUUACUUGUUUUUAUUGAAUUAAGAGGGCUUGUUCUAGGUUUUGCUGCUACAAGAUUGCUUGUGUUAAUCAAUUAAAUUUUGCAUUAGCUCAACUGGCAUAUCUGUAUUUCCAUCUCCUUAGUCUGUAUUAUCAGAAAUACGUGCGAAAUUGUUUGGUCAUGAGGUCCAUGAACUUUCUUACGAGACUAACUAGAACUUCUAAUUCCUUCAUUGAUACAAUGAAAAGCCAUUGCUUUGAGUUUCUAGAGCUAUGAUUUAUAUAUAUCCUGGUAAAAAAGUAAGAUGUUGGGAGAAUAUACCUUUUCUUGUAUGUUGUCAGCUAAUUUAUUUAGGAAUUUUCCUUAUUGGAUUUGUUCCAAUGUUGUGCUUGAAUAACCUUUUCUUGUAUGUUGUCAGCUAUAUUCACUGCACUUUCUGCUUCAAGUCCUCGUGCUGAUGUUGCUGAUCGCAUACAUGGCCUUACCAAACGUCUUGCUAAAACGCAUAAUUGGACGGUAUGUUCUUGAUCAUCUUGCUGACAUCAACUUCUUACUAUUCUCUGCAAAGCUUUGAGAGAUUAUGCAAGGUGGUUAAAAUUAACAGCGGAAUGGCAGUAUAUAUCCGAUACCCUUAUCCCAAUUUUGAGGAUUAAAGGGAGAUUGAAAAGAUGAAAGGAAUGGCUAAUGGACUUGUGUGUAACGAGGAAUAUUCCUUUUGGACAGUGAGGAUAAGAAGCCUAACUCGGUGUUGCCCUUGUAGUCCCAGAAGCUUUUCAGCCAUGCACCAGGCCCCUCCCCCAGGUUUGGGGUGUUACAAUAUAAUUCCGAUAGAAGUUGCAGGUUCUUUUUUCAAUGGCUUGUAAAAUUGUUCUGCCCUUUCAUGAAAAUCUUGUUAUUCUGUCAGGGUUUGGAUGAGUUUACUCCAAAAGCACCUGAACUGGAUGAAAAGAAUUCCCUUGCACUCGCUAUUGCUCCUUCUGGCUGGUGGACUAGACAGAUUAACACUCGAUAUUGUAUUCAAGAUAAUGCGAUGGCUAGAAGACUGAAUCAGAAGAGUGCAUAUGACAUGGGGCAGGUGCCCCCUAAUUCUUUUGAUUCUGAAUAUCAGAAUCAGGAUCCAUUUUAUGCAUCCAGUAACACUGCACUGCCGCAACUCUAUGGCAGCCAUGAGCCAAGAACAAGCUUUCCUGGUAUGGCAGCAGCAGUCAAAUAUGGUUGGCCAUGAUCCAGCUAAUCCUUCUUGGGAAUCCCUUUGAAGUUCAAAAGCCGCAACUCUAUCCAGCUCAAAGUUCAAACCAUGGCUUAAUUUAGAGAGACAGGAUUAACGCAUUUCGCUCCAAAAGCUUUUAGAUGCCAAAGCAGCGGAAUGACAGGAGAGGAGCUGACAGGUUUUAAUGCGGAAACAGUCCUCCUUUUCAAUGGUUGGGCCACUUUAGAAGUACGAAGUAGGGAAAUUGCAGUUUACGGAAAUGAACAGUGAUUUACUAGGCCGCUGUAUAGUUAACUUAAUGAAUUAAAAAAUAAUUCAGUGUUAAAAAUAUAAUUUGAG